Molecule: messenger RNA, 2321 nt
Organism: Ornithodoros turicata
Lineage: Eukaryota; Metazoa; Arthropoda; Arachnida; Ixodida; Argasidae
Exons: 3
Coding region: 276-2243 (655 amino acids)
Molecular function (GO): [heparan sulfate]-glucosamine 3-sulfotransferase activity
Source: RefSeq, a predicted model, not a curated record
GAGGAGGGACCUCCCACCGAUGGUAGGGGCAAGUUUUUUCCACUAUGUUCACUGCACGCGGAGCGUCGCAGCUGUUGAGGUGUGCUUCGCGAGCAAUUCUGCAGUCGACGUGCUCAUGGUGCCCACUUUCCGUAGACUGACCCAUACCUUCUGGUGACAUUCAGGACUCAAGAAUGCACCGUGAGCUUUUGUAUUUAAACGGGACAGGACCCUGACUACGUUCGGCUUCUGACGCGAAGUCUUGCUAAACAAUAUCAUGGUCACCUCUGGACGAAAUGCCCCAAAGUCGGAGAACCUCGUCAAUAAUUUGCUCCAGAACUUUAAUAAUGAGCUUCUACCUUCUGCUGGGAUUGCGUUCUUCAGGUGCCAGCUCCAGAUCAAAAAGGAACUUCUUCCACACCUACAAACCGCUAGAGCACCGAGUUGAAGGUAGAUCGACCUCUGAAGGGCUGGACAUUAUUAUUCCCACAAAUGGUGUUAGCCCUUACAGAAGAAGUCAGUCAUCUGGCGUCGUCCCUUUGACUGGGUUUAAUGGUACUGUUCGGUACAUAACGCUAUCUAAGGAACAGGAUCAGCGAACCUCCAGUGAGAGCUUACCAAGAGCUCAAAGCCCUUCGUACGCACACGGCUUGAGACAGCGCCACGACAAAUUACAGUGGCUAUCUCUUGGCAAUAUCGGACAAGUAGGUGUCCUCCAACCAAAAGUAUACCGUGGUGAUUUGUCAUUAUCUUCCCACCAGUGGAGGAACUAUUUAGCUGAUACAGAGCGCAGAAGACAGGUGAGAGUCGACGAAUUAUUUCAAACUCACGAAGAACACGAUAUCUCUGUUACAUAUUCUAAACACAUCACGCAGAACACCUCAUCAUACGGAAACGAAAAUUUGGAUGAUAAGUCUGCCUUCUGGCGUCGUUCUGUUCAGUUUCCAGAUGAAUCAGUUUCUCUCACUCAGAACCCUGGAAAACACGAAGACAUCGCUUACAGAGAUGCGACGUGGAACCAUGUUGGUCAUGGCACAGAUAUACUUUACAGUGUUUGCAAACAUCGGAAGAGAAGGCAACGACCACGAAGGGAUUCAGCAGGAGGAGAGCAUAAAGCUAGAAGAGGUGCAGCUACACUUGUUCAGAUGAAAUUUAAAAGCUCGGGCCAUGCAGUCGAGGAGCAAUUGAAGUUUGAUGUAUUGGCUUCCCGUAAGGCGAGGCUGUCACAGUCCUACGCUUCAAGGACUCCAAGACGUCAGAAAGAUGGCUUAUGUGACGGAGAACAACGCUGCGUUGAUGGCAUGAACCCUGACAAAAACAACGUUUUCCGUGCCACCACAGGAAGACUACUGGACAUAGCCUUGCCCAGAGUUACAAAAACAUUGCCUUCAGAUAGUACGCGCAAAAAAGACGAUGUAUCGGCAAUAUCACGGCUGUGUGUAACAGAAACUACAGUGCCAUAUGGUUCGGAGUUGAAACGUCGUUUGCCAGGAGCUAUCAUAAUUGGUGCGAAAAAAGCUGGAACUCGAGCACUCUUGGAGUACCUGCGGCUUCACCCUGAUGUCCGUGCAGCUGGACCAGAACCCCAUUUCUUUGACAAGAACCAUUACCGAGGUCACGAGUGGUAUCGGUGCCAGAUGCCCUUGAGCCGACAGCACCAUCUAACCAUUGAGAAAACCCCAAGCUACUUCGUCGCUCGUGAUGUCCCUCAGCGAAUAAGAAUUACGUUGAUAAACACGAAGUUGCUGCUAGUCGUACGAGACCCAGUGAUUCGAGCCCUAUCGGACUACGCCCAGGCGACGUCCAAAGGACAGCGCUUGUCCUUCUUCGAAAUGCUCUUCACAAACACAUCAAGUGGUGGUCCAGACACGCAGUUUGUGGUGGACCCAAGAAAGACACUAGUCCGAAUCGGCCUUUAUGCGGUCCAUUUUACACGAUGGUUGCGUUAUUUCAAACGCGAGAACAUCCACGUUGUAAGUGGAGAACGGUUGGUGACAGACCCCGUGGGAGAGGUGAAUGCGGUUCAAGACUUCUUGGGACUCAAGAGGCUGAUUGGAGUGGAACAAUUUGUCAUGAAUGCCACGAAAGGAUUUCCCUGCUUCAAGAGGAGAGGACAUUCGAAAAAGGCGCACUGUUUGAACGUGUCGAAAGGAAGGGUUCACCCUGCAGUCCAUCCCGAACUGGUGGAAAGGUUGAGGGAUUUUUAUAGGCCGUUUAAUUACCAGUUUUAUAACAUAGUGAGUAGGGACUUCGGAUGGUUGUGACACAAAAGCAGUGAGUGGCUCGUGAUAAAUGAGGUGCGAAAAGAAAAUGUAUUAAAACGUGAUAAUUUUUCUUUUUCA